AUGUCAAAGGUGAAGUUAGAAGAAGUGGUUGUCAAGAAAGAGCUCCCAGACGACCAACACCACAAACAGCGGAUUCUUGCUUGCACCCGCGCGUCACCAGACUCCAGUCCUGAGCAGCCGGCCAGUAGCAACGCCGCAAAGCGGUCAGGUCAAGGACUUGCAAAGGGAUGCGCGGUUAAGUCUAGUGGACUUGAAGAGGAGACGCCAAAAGAACGUGGUAGUGGGGACGACCAAACGCUGGCGUCCUUGAUUGCCGCCGACCCCACCAAGCAGAAGGCUUUGGUCUCCCAGCGUGUCUCUGGAAAUGCAGGCUCAGGACCGUCACGGCCAUCAUCCAUGAGCGCUGCUUUUGCUGGCGAAAGAGACCCGCUGUUACGAAUGAUGCAGUGCCUUUACACUGCCCCAAGCGCAGCAGAAGCAGAGAGGGACCUCUUUCUGAAUGUGCGCACCGCAGAUGAGGAGGCGCUCCGGAGCUUGUCGCUGAGAACACGCGAGUUUGUUCCAGCGCUCGUUGCAUUUCGAAAGAAGGCUGUCGAUCGAGCCAUAUUGGCGCCAGAGAAGCAUGUGAAGGUCUCCCAGGAGCUUAUCGAGGACAGCGAUGGGCAGAGUAGCAGCAUCGAUUUUGGGCUUACUGAUGUCGACGAAUGUGCCGAGUCCAGGCAGUCACAAGCUGCCGGCUGGUGCAAAUCAGGAUUCUCUGACCUUCGUCGACGACAUCUGCAGCGGCACCAAAGGCAGCCCCCGACGAACGUGGCAGGGCAAGUGGCAAGCAGCUGCAAGGCUGCUGCCUCAGAAGGAGCCCCUUCGGCUUCGCCUGCCCCGCUGCAUGCUGCUUCAGCUUCGCAGGCAAAGCCUGAACCAGAAGGACCUGCUGCAAGGCAAGCAGAAAUCGCCAGACGGCGCAGUGAGGAUUCUUCCUCAUUUCUUUUGGGAAGCAAGCGCCAGAAGUUGACCAGCUAG
Symbiodinium natans is the source of this 960-nucleotide messenger RNA. Lineage: Eukaryota; Dinophyceae; Suessiales; Symbiodiniaceae. The record is from the annotation of a GenBank genome assembly.